UCUUGGGUGCUUGCACAUUACAUCCCUUCUACCGAGAAGAAAAUGGUGAAGUUUGUCAUUUUGGUGGGUCUUGUUCUGUUCAGUGAGGUUCAUGGGAUUCCUAACGGCGCUCGGAGCCCAGAUGAUUCAUCAGGUUCUGAGAGAGCCAGAGCAGACGGUUGGAUUACAUUCUCUCCCUCUUGGCCAUUCUCUUCAGUAAGCAGCCUUUUCCGCAACAGCGAAUCCAAUGAAAACGAAAUGAAAUUACUGAAGAAGCGAAUCGAGAAUCUCGAGAAGUCCCAGAAGUCCAUCGUCGAAUCGUUGAAAAGAAUAGACCCGGGUGAAGUCAAUUCGGCAUGCAAUACCACUGAGAGCCCUCACGGUGAAAAGCCGAUACUGCCAUUGAAAAACGAAGGAAUUAACAACAAGAAGAAACCACCGGUUAAAUCUAUGGGUUCUCUAACUUCUUCAGUCUUAACGGCCACUGAUCAUUUGCCUGGGGAAAUAGAUUCAACGAUUCCAUUGGUGAACAGCAGAGUCGAAACAACUGUUCCAGUUGCCAGUGAAAAACCGAUAACUAGUACCACCCAGCAAUUCGGCAAAUACAACCGAUAUUCAAGUGGCAAUCCUGACAAUAGGCAAAUUGUCAAAGUAGACAGCAUCGAAACUCCACCGAAUCACAAUCAGACGUCCAAUGUUUUUAGUACCGAGAGCGUCAAUUUUGCGCAUGAAAAAAGUACAACUGAAGUUUCUUUUUCAUUGACUUCACAAUUGGGAUCAAUCGUCGCACUUGUUUCACCUGGAAGUACCAAGCUUAAUGGACCAUUUGAGAGUCCAGCAACAAUUGA
Fopius arisanus is the source of this 827-nucleotide messenger RNA. RefSeq lists its product as uncharacterized. NCBI's taxonomy places the organism in Eukaryota, Metazoa, Arthropoda, Insecta, Hymenoptera, Braconidae. The record is from RefSeq and is a predicted model, not a curated record.